Molecule: messenger RNA, 3203 nt
Organism: Megalobrama amblycephala (Wuchang bream)
Lineage: Eukaryota; Metazoa; Chordata; Actinopteri; Cypriniformes; Xenocyprididae
Gene: fhl1a
Product: four and a half LIM domains 1a
Exons: 6
Coding region: 1335-2228 (297 amino acids)
Biological process (GO): muscle organ development
Molecular function (GO): transmembrane transporter binding
Source: RefSeq, a predicted model, not a curated record
CAGUAAUAAUCAAAAGGUGAACAUUUAUUUAUAAUAAAUGUCUGCAAAUUCCUGUGGCAGAGCUUCAGCUGUGAUCUGCUCUCUAGCAGAGUUUAGAUAAGAGAUGAGAGGGGGUUGUUUUAGCGUAUGAUGCCAGGUUGUUUAAGCAGGGCUAUUUUAGGCCUCCCACAAGGCAGGAUCUUAGUUAAGGACAGGUGGGUCUGUUUCCAUUGUCCACCAUGCCUCAACGCUGACCACCAAUGAGUCAUUUUCUCAACAGACACACAAAAACACAUUUUCUCUACAUAUUUCUCUACAUAUAAAGUGUCCCCAAAAGUAUAUAUGGACACCUUUUGAAGUGCAGAUGCCACUCUUUUCCAGGUCGCAUUCAAAAAUGGCUGGAUGUAACCUAAAAUAAAUAUCAAACCAAGUGACAUCUGCAAGAAAAAGCAAUUAACUUUUCUCUUUCUGAGAUGUUUUAAGUGGUAAAAAUAUGCAUUAGUUUGGUGUGGAUGUGUCUAGAAGUCAUGUCAUGUUUAUCUUCCAGGUGAGAUGUUUGUGGAUGAGUUCAGACUGCUUCGGACCUUUCAUGGAAAUCAUAUGUUCUCGUAGCCUUUGCUCAACUCUGUCUGUAAUCAUUAGUAUAUGUUUUUGUAUAAUAUCAUGUUCAUGAGUUACUCCAGGAAUGUUGGCCGAAUCCAAAUGAAGCAUAGUUUUCUUCAUACAUUACUAUCAACAAACCCGAGAACUUUCAGAAAUGAGAACAGAACGCUCCGUUUUAUUCCAAACAUGGUUUAACUGAGAUGGUCUAAAGUCCAAGUUUAUUCUUAAGGGUCAAAUUGAGAAUCAAAGUUAUCUGAGGACAGCGACUUUUUUGUGUUCUUGAGAAGCAAUGAAUCUUUUAAUGUCCACUUUUCCUAGUUUUAACACAACUAUUGUUUAAAAAGACAAGCCAAAUGCAAUACGAAGUGUACUUCACAAUAUAAGCACAGUUGUUCUUGGUGAACUCAUAAAGUUUAUUCCUUUAUUCUGCACUCUGAUGUCACAAGCAAGGAAUUCAGAUGAAUUCAGUUCCCUCUCUCUGGCUCCCUCCCCUUAUCUUUUGCAGCAUAACCUAACAUGGAGAGGGCAGCUGAUGCUUUGUUUGGGAUUACUUGGUUUGUGAUUUGGGAGGAAAGGCCAUGGGUGUGGUGGACAACUGGGGGGCAGGGUGUAGGCUGGGGUCGUAUAUAUGACAAAUACCUAAAAGAGAAGAGUGGAGUUCCCCUGUAACUCUUUGGCUGUUUGGUUCUCUCCAUCCACCCUUCCGUCUCCUUCAUUACCUCAAGGCUUUCCUGUAUAUCCCGAAAGCAGACAUGACUUUCUACAAGCACUCAGGCCCCCGCAGCUAUCUGAGCUCCACAAUGACUGAGCGUUUUGACUGCUUCUACUGCAGAGACAACCUGCAGGGCAAAAAGUACGUCAAGAAAGAUGACAAGCCCGUGUGCGUGCGCUGCUUCGACAAGCUUUGCGCCAACACUUGCGCUGAGUGUCGCAAACCUAUAGGCGCUGAUGCAAAGGAGCUGAACCAUAAGAACCGCCACUGGCACGAGGACUGCUUCCGCUGUGCCAAGUGCUACAAGCCGCUGGCCAAUGAGCCCUUUGCUACCAAGGAUGAUGGUAAGAUCAUGUGUGGGAAGUGUGGAGACCGUGACGGAUCGCCUCGCUGCCAGGGCUGCUACAAAGUGAUUACGCCAGGAUGUAAGAAUGUGGAGUACAAGCAUAAAGUCUGGCAUGAAGAGUGCUUCAUCUGCUUUGAGUGCAAGCAGCCCAUCCGCACCCAGAGCUUCCUGACCAAGGGUGACAAUAUGUACUGCACUUCCUGCCAUGAGAAGAAGUUUGCAAAGCACUGUUUCCGCUGCAAAGAGGCCAUUACCAGCGGUGGGAUCACCUAUCAGGACCAGCCGUGGCACUCUGAGUGCUUUGUGUGCAACACAUGCAGAAAGCCUCUGGCUGGAGCUCGUUUCACGGCCCAUGAAGAUCAGUUCUACUGUGUGGACUGCUACAAGACCGAUGUGGCCAAAAAGUGCUCUGGAUGUAAUAAUCCCAUUACAGGAUUUGGCAGAGGGACCAACGUGGUGAACUACGAGGACAAAUCCUGGCAUGAAUAUUGCUUUAACUGCAAAAAAUGCUCACUCUCCAUGGCCCACAAGCGCUUUGUCAUCAAAGGAGAGGACAUCUACUGCUCUGACUGCGCCAAAAAGCUGUGAGGGCCUGAUGGGAUGUUACAAGGCUGAUUAACAAAAGCAGUUAGGAUUGAUGAUGUGUCGAAAACUAGCAAAGCUUUGAGUGUAAAGAAACCAAACUAAAGAGAAACCAGUGAGGGUGUUUGUGCUGAGAAAUCACUGGAAGUUUGAGAUUAUUUUUAUAAAGUUAUUGGAGCAAAUAGCGAGUGCUAUGUGAAGGGCUUUUCUUAUGCAAAACAUGUAACUGCAUUCGUAAAUGUAAUCGCUGGAUUUGCAAACCUAACAAUGCAUUUUAAGCUUCAGUUAUUGCAACGCUAUGGUAAAACUGUGUGAUGCCAUAAUAGGAAUACAACAUACAUUGCUGUAAGAUUUAAAGGUUUAGUUCACCCAAAAAUGAAAUUUCUGUCAAACCCCUUAGACCUUCGUUCAUCUUUGGAACACAAAUUAUAAAAGAUAUUUCUGAUGAAAUCCAAGGUUUUUUUUUUUAAUCCCCCAUAGAAAGCAACAUAAUUACCACAUUCAAGGUCCAGAAAAGUAGUAAAAACAUCAUUAUGAAGCGACAAGAAUACUUUUCAUCGCUUCAUAAAAUUAAGGUUAAAUCACUGUAGUCACGCUGACUAUUUUAACAAUGUCUUUACUACUUUUCCAGACCUUGAAUGUGGUAAUUACAUUGCUUUCUCUUAGGGAUCAGAAACCUCUUGGAUUUCAUCAAAAAUAUCUUAAUUUGUGUUCCAAAGUUGAAUGAUGGCCUUACGAGUUUGGACAUGAGGGCGAGUAAUUAAUAACAUAAAUUUCUUUUUUGGGUGAACUAACUCUCUAAUGUGUUAAAAUAAUUCAGUACAUUAAUUUUUGCUUUGUGGAAAAAAAUGUUUUAAUUCAUUUUUUUUUUCUGGAUAAUUCCUAUGAAAUGUUGCGAUGAUGUGUCAUUUUAUUAACACAACUGUAAGAAUGAAAAAAUUAACAAAUUGAGCAUGAAACAAUAAAUGACUCCAAAGAACA